This is a messenger RNA of Didymodactylos carnosus, 222 nucleotides long. The record is from the annotation of a GenBank genome assembly. NCBI's taxonomy places the organism in Eukaryota, Metazoa, Rotifera, Eurotatoria, Philodinida, Philodinidae.
AUGGGUGGCCAUGUUGAACUAAGUGCUGCAGAAUUAGCUAAACUAGUUGGUUAUAGAAAAUAUUUGAAUACUGUGACAGAUCAUGGUAGAAAAAAUAUUGUGUUAUCCGUAUUUGCUGGCUGGGGUUUGUUUGGCUAUACAAUGUACAAAAUGUCACAAAGUCGAAAGAAAAAUAAACCCAUCGAAUAUAAAACCGAUAAUAAAGUGAAAAAAGCACAUUAG